Molecule: messenger RNA, 1521 nt
Organism: Octodon degus (degu)
Lineage: Eukaryota; Metazoa; Chordata; Mammalia; Rodentia; Octodontidae
Gene: Mad2l1
Product: mitotic arrest deficient 2 like 1
Exons: 6
Coding region: 1-936 (311 amino acids)
Biological process (GO): mitotic spindle assembly checkpoint signaling
Cellular component (GO): cytoplasm; kinetochore; nucleoplasm
Source: RefSeq, a predicted model, not a curated record
AUGUGCAAUCAGAAUUCCAAUGCCCUGAGGGUUCUGGAUAUCCCACACAAAGGAGGAAGAAAGCUGCAGAAAUUCACGACCAGUGCUUCUGGAGGGAUACGACCCCGGGCUCGAGCCCCCCACUGCAGCCACUGGGGCGCGGGGGCGGGGGGUGCUGAGGCGGGGCCCCCCGCCGCCUCGCUGCGCAGGGCGCUAGGCCUCCGUAGCCUCGUUGUUCCACUGCUUUCCCGGGACCUCCCCCCCUCCGAGUGCGCGCGGCGCGGAGGGGCAGGCGCGGCCUGCGUCGGGUCCAGACCCCGCCCUCUGCCGGAAUGUGCGGAGCCUUACCGCGCCCGGCCGCCGCACCCUCCGGCCGAACCUGUGCUGGAGAAGAGGAAAAGAGGGGGGAGAGCGUUUGGCAUCAACAGCAUUUUAUAUCAGCGCGGUAUAUAUCCAUCGGAAACUUUUACUCGAGUGCAGAAAUACGGACUCACCUUGCUUGUAACCACUGAUCCUGAGCUUAUAAAAUACCUAAAUAAUGUGGUGGAACAACUAAAAGAUUGGCUGUACAAGUGUUCAGUUCAGAAACUUGUGGUUGUCAUCUCAAAUAUUGAAAGUGGUGAAGUCCUUGAAAGAUGGCAGUUUGAUAUUGAAUGUGACAAAACUGCAAAAGAUGAUAGUGCACCCAGAGAAAAGUCUCAGAAAGCAAUCCAAGAUGAAAUUCGUUCUGUGAUUAGGCAGAUCACGGCCACGGUGACUUUUCUUCCAUUACUCGAAGUUGCUUGUUCAUUUGACCUCCUGAUUUAUACAGACAAAGAUUUGGUUGUACCUGAAAAAUGGGAAGAGUCGGGACCACAGUUCAUUACCAAUUCUGAGGAAGUCAGGCUCCGUUCAUUUACUACCACAAUCCACAAAGUGAACAGCAUGGUGGCCUACAAAAUUCCCGUCAAUGACUGAGAAUGAGACUAGGAAAGGAACGUGGUGGAAAACAUUCUUGAGGUGGCUUUCCUGAAUCAAAGUCAACUGGAGUUGGUGACUUACUUUUUUGGUUACUUUUUAAAUGGCAAAACCCAACAUACUUUAAUGAACUGUGCAUAACUGUUCCAUGUUUGGAGUGCCUGCUUGACUUAUAGGCCAACAUAAUGAGCGUGUUGCACGUUGUGCACAAGGAGCCAGCGGGAUUCACGAACAUGGCAGUGGCAAUUGCCCUGAAGGCAGUGGUUGUAGAUGGAAAGUCUUUUGCUAUAAAGCUACUUUGCUAACUCAUUUGGUCAAAUGUGUAAGCUGGAUAGGAGAUACUUGUAUAUAAAACAGGCAAAGUGAAAAUUUAGAACUUCAGUUUAGAUCCUGAAAGUAAUGAAAUGUUGCUUUAGUGGGUCUCUUUGUCAGUUUAUUGUGUAGUUCCAAUAUUGAAAAAUUUUGUAUUGUUUGACUUUAAUUUAUGUAACCUAUAAAGCAAUGGAUGUUUGUGUUGUUCACUUCCCAUAAUACAGAACUCUUAAAUUUUUAAAAUGUUUUCUUAAAAAUCAAGCUUUAAAUGAU